AUGUCUCAUACAACAGAUUCACGCGACUCAACUGCGCCUCAGGACUACUACUCAAGUUUUGACGAUGAGGGCGCGUUUGUGGAAAAGUUCAAGAAUAUCGACGAUAAGACGCAGUUUUACACUGCUAUGCGCUGCCUAGAGGAUCCUCUUACUCAGAACUUUGUACUCGAUUUCGGGAACGAAGAGGCCUGGUGUGCAUCUGAUCUAGGCACCAAUGAACUGAAACUAUUGCUGAGUAAACCGAGAGACAAAUGUUUCGGUACACGGUGGAUUAAUAUAUGGGCACCAGAGGAGCAGAAAGAAAGCAUAAGGGCGAUUACCAAACAGUAUGGGGUAUCAGAACGACUACAGGGGAUGAUGUGCACAGAGCCAGUGCAUCCUGCACCCAAAACUACACCUACACCAUUACCAACCAAAAGGACCUCGCAAUCACCUAGUAUUGCGCCGUCGUUCCAGCACGAAGUGGAUGAUGCGGAGAAUGCACUCAAACAUCUCGCCGAUCUAGAUAAAUCGCGCCAGUCGGCAUCAUUCAAGAACCUCACCUUUGCACAAGUCACGGAUCAAAUUUGGCAUUUCUCUUCCGUGGAUCAUGGUCCUCGAUACACAUGUAUCGGCUAUAAUACGUUGUUUGUGAUCCCCACACUAUCACAACCGAAUGGCAAAGAUCUCCCGGACGGAAAACGGCUUUGGACCUGGCUGAUCCAAUGUGAUGAUGGCACAAUAAUAUCAAUCCAAGAGAACCCGUUCGCAAGACAGCAGGGAGUGCCGAUAGACGAAGCCAAGCCAGUCCUCGACAUUGUGCGCAGAAACAUUCGCUUUAUUUUCGCUGGCGUUUCGAGACAGCACUUUGCCAUGUCCGAGAGCGAGUCGCUAAUCACCAUCCGGGUGCGCCAUUUUAGUGACCUCGGACCGGAUCAAGCCAAUAUCAAGCAAGAAGAUGGGCCGAGUUUGCUCUUCUAUUAUAUCUUCGAUGACUGGGUAUCAAGUUAUGGACUUAUCGCGAAGCGAGAACACAAAUAUGGUGUUGCUUUGGAGGAAUUGAGAAGCCAAAUGCUCCAUCGUCCGAUAGUGGAUUUGGUGAACGAGUUGCACUGGCUGGGCCGACGACUCGCCGUUCUCAAACGAUUGUACCAAAGCUAUGAGCUUAUCAUGCGGCGACUCUUGCAACGGCAACGCAUGCUUCGCGACGAAGCGCGUUCGGCGCAACCAACUGCGCUCUCGUAUGGAGCCACCUUUGGCGAUAUGGAGUUUGUGGAUAUGCGCCAGUCGAGUGUCGUGAGCAACCCCGGUUUUCAUAACACAACUGAGAAAUCGGUUGGGGUGCAGUUGAGCUCGACAGCUGUGGCGCGCUUCGAACGGUUGGUUGAUCGCAUCAAUCUGUACUGUUUGAGCGAGAUUGAGAACUGCCUCAAUGAGAAAGAGUCCUUGACAUUCCUGAAUUUCAAUUUGAUUGCGCUCAAGGACUCGCAGGCAGUUGAGAAGCUCACUCGGAUCACUAUUCUGCUAGCCAAGGCAACCAUUUUGUUCCUGCCCGUUAGCUUGAUGAGUGCAUACUUCUCGACAGAACUCAUUGGUGUGAAGAACGGAUACACUAAGGCGCAGUACUGGGUCAGUUUCGCGGUGAUCUUCGUUACAACCAUCUUGCUCUUGACCGUUUUCGGUUACGCCAGCGAUACCGUAGAAGGAUCCGAGGGAUUUCUCGCUACCGACAAUAUGGGUAUUACUUUCUCGCGGUUGUUUGACCGGCUAUGGGGUCGCAAGGAGAUGCGCAUCCUGAUGGUCGGUCUUGACGCCGCCGGUAAGACCACCAUCCUGUACAAACUCAAGCUCGGUGAAAUCGUCACCACUAUUCCCACGAUUGGAUUCAACGUCGAGACGGUCGAAUACAAGAACAUUCAGUUCACCGUGUGGGAUGUCGGUGGUCAGGAUAAGAUUCGUCCUCUGUGGCGCCACUACUUCCAGAACACCCAGGGUAUCAUCUUCGUGGUUGACAGCAACGAUCGCGAUCGUAUCGUCGAGGCCCGUGAGGAGUUGCAGCGCAUGUUGAACGAGGAUGAGCUCCGCGAUGCUCUCCUCCUGGUGUUCGCCAACAAGCAGGAUUUGCCGAACGCCAUGAGCCCCGCCGAGAUCACGCAGCAGCUUGGUCUUCAGAGCCUUACCCGUCGUGCUUGGUUCAUCCAAUCUACCUGCGCCACUACUGGUGACGGUCUGUACGAGGGUCUGGAGUGGCUCGCCGAUGCGCUCCGGAAAACCAACCGCGAUUAA
Messenger RNA from Penicillium hordei, 2265 nucleotides. RefSeq lists its product as uncharacterized. Bases 1 to 2265 code for a protein of 754 amino acids. Gene Ontology annotation, cellular component: cytoplasm; plasma membrane. Gene Ontology annotation, molecular function: GTPase activity; GTP binding. Gene Ontology annotation, biological process: vesicle-mediated transport; intracellular protein transport. NCBI's taxonomy places the organism in Eukaryota, Fungi, Ascomycota, Eurotiomycetes, Eurotiales, Aspergillaceae. The record is from RefSeq and is a predicted model, not a curated record. The transcript has 12 exons.